AUGGCGUACACAAGUGUGGCGUACACAAACUACGACAUACUCGAGAUGGCAGCGUAUUUGCAGGAGAUGAUGGACCAGACGAUUUCGGUGAUUACGAACGAUGGCCGCAAUAUUAUUGGCGUGCUCAAGGGCUUUGAUCAGUGCGUGAACGUGAUCUUAUCCGAUAGUUUCGAGCGUGUAUUCUCCCUCAAGGAACCCGUGGAGGCCGUCGAGCUCGGCCUUUACAUUGUGCGCGGCGACAAUAUAUCGGUGAUUGGUGGCGUGCCCGACAGUAUUCGAGAGCAAGUGCUUGACGAUCAGACGCGCGCAGCGCCUUUGAAGCCGCUGAUUCACUAA
Messenger RNA from Peronospora matthiolae, 336 nucleotides. NCBI's taxonomy places the organism in Eukaryota, Oomycota, Peronosporomycetes, Peronosporales, Peronosporaceae. The record is from the annotation of a GenBank genome assembly.